CACAUCGUCUUUGUUGCCUUUCUUUUUCUUGUAAUGUCCGCCGAUACACACCCUUCUCAAAACACAGGUACCGCGGCUGUACCGACCAUUCAGCGUCUGGACGAGGCUGUCGUUAACAGGAUUGCUGCCGGAGAAAUCAUUCAUCGACCAGCAAACGCCCUCAAAGAACUAAUCGAAAACUCGCUCGAUGCAAAGUCGACCAGCAUUCAGAUCUCUGUCAAGGAUGGUGGCCUGAAAUUGCUGCAGAUCCAGGACAACGGACAUGGUAUCAAGGUCGAGGAUAUGUCGAUUGUUUGUGAGCGAUUCACGACGAGCAAAUUACGGAGCUUUGAUGAUCUAUCGUCCAUGUCGACAUAUGGCUUUCGAGGGGAGGCUCUAGCUAGUAUUAGCCAUGUCGCCCAUGUCACCAUCACCACGAAGACUAAGGACUCAAACUGUGCCUUUAAGGCAUCGUAUUCAGAUGGAGUGAUUAUACCUGCCAAACCAGGAGCUACUGCAGAACCCAAGCCCUGCGCCGGCAAUAAUGGCACCCAGAUUUCGGCUGAAGACCUGUUUUAUAAUGUCCCAACAAGACGGAAGGCACUUAAAAAUCCAACCGAGGAGUACAAUCGGAUAUUGGACAUUGUCAACCGAUAUGCGAUCCAUAACGAAGGAGUGAGCUUUACUUGCCGAAAAAUCGGCUCCAAUACUCCUGACGUCCAUACAACAACUGCCUCGGCUGUUCUCGACAAUAUUCGACAGAUCUAUGGCUCUUCAGUCGCUAAUGAGCUAUUAUCCCUGGAGCAGAGCUAUCCAAUCUACUCAUUAAAGAUCAAAGGCUGGAUUUCAAACGCGAACUACAGCGUGAAGAAGUUUGCUUUCCUGCUCUUCAUCAACCACCGAUCCGUUGACUCUCCAGCAAUUCGAAAGGCAAUUGAGUCGGUCUAUGCAGGAUAUCUUCCAAAAAAUACACAUCCGUGGGUAUACCUGUCGUUGGAGAUGGAUUCAAAGAAUGUAGACGUCAAUGUCCAUCCUACCAAGCGCGAGGUGCAUUUUAUCAAUGAGGAGGAAAUCAUCGCAAAGAUCUGCGAUGCUAUUCAGGAUCGACUCGGCGAUGCCAAUGUUUCUCGCAACUUUCUGACCCAAACAUUGCUGCCACAAGUAAGCGCGAAGAGUCGCACCGAAGAGACAUCAUCUAAAAAGACAGCCCCGAAGAUAUACGAAUAUGAUCAAGUGCGGACGGACAGUCGGGCUCAGACAUUGGAUUCGUUUUUGAUCACCAGAAGUUCUGGAGGGUCACAUGGUCGGAUGGUCAGUCCAGCCAAUGGUUCAGGUUCACUGGAGCAAGGCAGCCUAUCCAGUACGACUGCGAGGUCAAAGAAACCACGUAUCGAGGUGAAGCUGACCAGUAUCCUUCAGCUACGAGAUGAAAUCAGGAAACAGGGGCACCCAAUUUUGACACCAAUAUUUGCGAAUCAUACUUUUGUCGGGAUCCUGGACAACCAGCGAGGACUGAUUCAGAACGAACUCGCGCUGUAUCUGAUCAAUUAUGAAGCAGUCAGUGAGGAGCUCUUUUAUCAGAUCUGCCUGCGGGACUUUUCAAACUUUGGAUUCAUUCGUCUUUCGACACCGGCGCCGAUCAAGGAUAUGGUGUUGAUGGCUCUUGAUGAUGAGCAGGAGUUGAUGGAAAAGAGUGAAUGGCCAGAGGAGCUCAAACCCAAAGAGGAGAUCGCAGAGACAGUUAGGAGUACGCUUGUUAGUCGAAAGGAAAUGCUGCGCGAGUACUUUUCAAUAUGUAUCACCGAUACAGGAGAAUUGUCUGCGAUCCCGAUGAUGAUCAAGGGAUAUAUUCCUAACCUUGAAAAACUCCCAGAUUUUCUUUGGCGACUCGGCUCAGAGAUCAAUUGGGCCGCAGAAAAAUCAUGCUUCCAGACGCUGUCGAGGGAGAUUGCCAUAUUCUACAGCACUCAGCCGGAAAGAGUCGAGGAUCCUCUUGAAGAAGUGGACAGCGAAGGUGAAAACAUGGAUGGUAACAGGAAAUCGUUGCAGGAGCUUCAGGAUGCGCAGUUCCAGCACAUGGUGUCGACACUCAUUUUCCCUGCGUUCAAGAAACAGUUCAUUCCACCAAAAGCACUGAUUGAAAAGUCUGGGGUGGUAGUUCAGGUCGCCCAGGUCAAGGACCUCUACAAGGUCUUUGAACGAUGCUAAGAAUAAAACGACCACACAUCC
Gamsiella multidivaricata is the source of this 2208-nucleotide messenger RNA. Its product is annotated as histidine kinase-like ATPase. Gene Ontology annotation, biological process: mismatch repair. The transcript is spliced from 12 exons. The record is from RefSeq and is a predicted model, not a curated record. NCBI's taxonomy places the organism in Eukaryota, Fungi, Mortierellomycota, Mortierellomycetes, Mortierellales, Mortierellaceae. Gene Ontology annotation, molecular function: ATP hydrolysis activity; ATP binding; mismatched DNA binding. Gene Ontology annotation, cellular component: MutLalpha complex. Bases 34 to 2187 code for a protein of 717 amino acids.